UAUAGUGUCCAGAUCAACACACUGUUUGAUCUGGUCACUGAGAGAACUGAUUUUUUUAUUUUUAUUUUACUCACUGGAAAUAGAAACUGACGCAGAGGUGCCUCUGGUAACAUUUGGUCUGUCAUAGUAAAUACAGACCCACAGAUCCCUUCCAGCUAAUCUGUCAAACAUAUGAAGUGAAUCUUGUUUUGUUUUUUAUCCAUAUCAAAAUCAACUCAGUCAUAUACCGUUAUGUCUGCUUUGCAUUAAUGUGCCUUUAAGAGUUAUUCUGCAGAGCUCAUCUGUAUUUCAAAAACUAAAACCAAGCAGAUUUUUGUAAUUAAGGAAAAAUGCCAGCUGCCAUCGGGGGGCCUCAGGGCUACACACCACCUGAGGGUGGCUGGGGAUGGCUGGUGGUGAUUGGGGCCUUUAUCUCCAUUGGCUUCUCUUACGCAACCGCCAAGUCUAUCACUGUCUUCUUCAAGGAAAUCGAAGUGAUCUUCAAUGUGACCAGCAGCCAGGUGUCAUGGAUCUCCUCCAUCAUGUUAGCGGUCACGUACGGUGGAGGUCCUAUCAGCAGCAUACUGAUGAACAAAUAUGGGGGUCGUCCUGUCAUGAUGGUUGGAGGACUCCUGUCUGGAACUGGGUUUGUUGCUGCUUCUUUCUGCAACUCAGUUGAAGCUCUGUACUUUUGCGUUGGUGUACUGGGAGGUUUGGGAUUGUCCUUUAACCUCAACCCAGCCCUCACUAUGAUUGGAAAAUACUUCUUCAAGAGACGACCUAUAGCUAAUGGGAUUGCCAUGGCUGGCAGCCCUGUCUUUCUCUCUACCCUGGCUCCUCUUAACACCUGGCUCUAUGACCAGUUUGGUUGGAGAGGAAGUUUUUUGAUCUUGGGCAGCCUGCUUCUCAAUUGCUGUGUGGCUGGUUCCCUCAUGCGACCAAUAGGACCUAAACCUAAACCUGCAGAAAAGACCACUGAGAGGAAGAGUGUAUUGCAUACAAUUAACAGCUUCCUGGAUUUCACUUUGUUCAAGCAUCGGGGAUUUUUACUCUACAUUAUGGGCAAUGUUGUCAUGUUGUUUGGUCUAUUUGCACCACUGGUGUUUCUUUCCAAUUAUGCAAAGAGUAAAGAAAUCCCUAAAGAGAAGGCAGCGUUUCUCCUCUCUGUGUUGGCUUUUGUUGACAUGGUUGCGCGGCCCUCAAUGGGCAUUGUGGCCAACACUAAGUGGGUCCGACCCAGGAUACAGUACUUCUUUGCAGCUUCUGUCUUGUAUAAUGGUGUGUGUCAUGUUCUUGCUCCAAUAUCAGUCGACUACAAAGGCUUUGUUAUUUAUGCCAUCUUCUUUGGAUUUGCCUUUGGCUGGCUGAGCUCAGUGCUGUUCGAGACCUUGAUGGAUCUGGUUGGAGCACAGCGCUUUUCAAGUGCUGUUGGGCUGGUCACUGUUAUGGAGUGUGCCCCUGUUUUGUUAGGGCCCCCAUUGCUUGGAAAGUUUAAAGACAUCUACAAUGAUUACAAGUACACGUACCAGGGCUGUGGGAUUGUUCUUAUCGUCUCCAGUUUCUUCCUGUUUGUAGGCAUGGGAAUUAACUAUCGACUGCUGGAUAAGGAGAAAAAAGAGGAGGAGAGGAAGGCCAGGGUGGGGGUUAGACAACUAAAUCCCAACUCUGCCAAAGAGGGUGGUGAGGUUAGGACCAGUGAGGACCCUGUCUAGGGCUUAAUUACAUGCCUGCUUACAUUUUAUAAUGCAAUCUAAUGUUAUGAGAAGUGUUUGUUCCUUUGUGAAAUACUUCACAACAUGUAUCUGGUUCACUAUAUGCUGUAUUUGAACAGUGUCAGUGAAAUCACAGAUACGCUUUUGAAUAUUUACUCAUUUAUUAAAGGCCUUUAAGCUAUAAUAAAAAUUGAACAUAAAAUACCUCUUAUAUGCAGAGAGACCGGUAUUCACAUAUGCUUGUUCUAUAAUGUUAGGUGAUAUGUAAUAUGGCUUUUAUCUUUAGUCAGGGAUUAUUAGUAACCUGUUACUUAAGUAUAUAUAAAUGCAUGUUAUGUUUUAUUAUAUACCAAGGCUACAGCAGAGCA
This is a messenger RNA of Girardinichthys multiradiatus, 2059 nucleotides long. It is a transcript of the gene slc16a1a, whose product is annotated as solute carrier family 16 member 1a. Gene Ontology annotation, biological process: monocarboxylic acid transport; transmembrane transport. The transcript has 5 exons. Bases 330 to 1691 code for a protein of 453 amino acids. NCBI's taxonomy places the organism in Eukaryota, Metazoa, Chordata, Actinopteri, Cyprinodontiformes, Goodeidae. Gene Ontology annotation, cellular component: membrane. The record is from RefSeq and is a predicted model, not a curated record. Gene Ontology annotation, molecular function: monocarboxylic acid transmembrane transporter activity.